AUGUCCGAGCUACAUUAUUUAUGCAAAUUCCCACAACGUCCAAUAACUAAUGCAUACAUUGAUAACCUAAAGUACUAUCUAAAAAAUGGAAUUCCAGCAACAUACACCGUUGAAGAAGCAUACAAUUACACCAAUAAUAUUGAAGAAGAGCCAACGACAACUACAACUCCACUACAUUUGAUAUGUACACAUGUGCCAAAAGAUGCUACUCCAGAUGAAGCGGCGAUUGUUUCCCAACUCGUUGAAAUUCUCUUUGAAUAUGGUGCGGGAUGGUCUUUUACCGACAUCAAUAAUAAUACCCCUGGUUGUAUUUUGAUUGAACGGGGGUUGCAACAUUUGCCUAUUUAUCAACAAAUUGUGGAAGCUGGAGUGAGAGCUGAAUUGUUGUUACGGAAGGUUGGAGAGUAUGAUAUGGAGGUGAUUAGUGAUACUGAAGAUUUAGAUCACGAAGCAAUUGUAGGUGAAAAAGAAGUGACGGAGGUUACGAAAGAUACUGUGACCGAGGAAACUACGACAGACCAAAUCAAGUUAGAGCCCAAUGCUGUACAAGUAGAUCAAGAUGAUGAACCAGAUGCUCCAUCCCAAAACCAACAAUCAUACCUCAACACCAAGCUCGAAUACAUUGACGAUGCAUUAGUCACCAAAGAUAGGAAAGAUGGAGUCAUGAUGUCAUGGGAAUCAGAUAUAAUGAAACUUGGUGCAGAUACGUUAUUCAAAGGAGCAUAUAUUGAAGAAAAUGAACUUGAUUCGGAAAUCAAUGUUUUAAAUAUUGGUUUCGGUAUGGGGAUUAUCGAUACCAUGAUCCAAGAUAAACAUCCCACGAUGCAUUAUAUAUGUGAGGCUCAUCCUGAUGUUCUAGAGAAAUUAAAAACUGACGGAUGGUUUGAUAAAUUAAAUGUGAAAAUACUCCCCGGUAGAUGGCAAGAUCAACUCCCCAAACUACUAAACGAGGGCGUAUUUUUCAAUGGGAUUUAUUACGAUACAUUUUCAGAACAUUAUUCUGAUAUGUUGGACUUAUUUGAUUUAAUAGUGGGGUUGCUCAAACCACACGGUGUUUUCUCAUUCUUUAAUGGGUUGGGUGCUGAUAGACAAGUGAUUUAUCAAGUUUAUCAGAAAUUGGUGGAAUUGGAUUUGGAAAACUAUGGAUUACAAUGUAAAUUCAUUGAUGUUGAUGUUCCUGGGACCUUAUUUAAAGGAGACAAGAAGAGCGACGAUGAAGAUGGAAGUGUAUGGGAUAAUGUAAAGAGAAGUUACUGGUCUUGUCCUACAUACUAUCACCCAGAAAUAAAAUUUAUAGACUUUUGA
This is a messenger RNA of Lodderomyces orthopsilosis Co 90-125, 1305 nucleotides long. RefSeq names its product protein-arginine N5-methyltransferase (gene RMT2). Gene Ontology annotation, biological process: peptidyl-arginine methylation. Gene Ontology annotation, molecular function: protein arginine N5-methyltransferase activity. Gene Ontology annotation, cellular component: nucleus; cytoplasm. The transcript has a single exon. NCBI's taxonomy places the organism in Eukaryota, Fungi, Ascomycota, Pichiomycetes, Serinales, Debaryomycetaceae. The coding region runs from base 1 to 1305 and encodes 434 amino acids. The record is from RefSeq and is a predicted model, not a curated record.